Messenger RNA from Lodderomyces parapsilosis, 1011 nucleotides. It is a transcript of the gene ADH5, whose product is annotated as Adh5p. Gene Ontology annotation, molecular function: oxidoreductase activity; zinc ion binding. NCBI's taxonomy places the organism in Eukaryota, Fungi, Ascomycota, Pichiomycetes, Serinales, Debaryomycetaceae. Bases 1 to 1011 code for a protein of 336 amino acids. The transcript has a single exon. The record is from RefSeq and is a predicted model, not a curated record.
AUGUCAAUUCCAUCAAGCCAGUACGGAUUCGUAUUCAAUAAGCAAUCAGGACUUAAUUUGAGAAAUGAUUUGCCUGUCCACAAGCCCAAAGCGGGUCAAUUGUUGUUGAAAGUUGAUGCUGUUGGAUUGUGUCAUUCUGAUUUACAUGUCAUUUACGAAGGGUUGGAUUGUGGUGAUAAUUAUGUCAUGGGACAUGAAAUUGCUGGAACUGUUGCUGCUGUGGGUGAUGAUGUCAUUAACUACAAGGUUGGUGAUCGUGUUGCCUGUGUCGGACCCAAUGGAUGUGGUGGGUGCAAGUAUUGUCGUGGUGCCAUUGACAAUGUAUGUAAAAACGCAUUUGGUGAUUGGUUCGGAUUGGGGUACGAUGGUGGGUAUCAACAGUACUUGUUGGUUACUAGACCACGUAACUUGUCUCGUAUCCCAGAUAACGUAUCUGCAGACGUGGCUGCGGCUUCAACUGAUGCUGUAUUGACACCAUAUCACGCAAUCAAGAUGGCUCAAGUGUCACCAACUUCGAAUAUCUUGCUUAUUGGUGCUGGUGGAUUGGGUGGAAAUGCAAUUCAAGUUGCCAAGGCAUUUGGUGCGAAAGUUACUGUUUUGGACAAAAAAAAGGAGGCUCGUGACCAAGCAAAGAAGUUGGGUGCUGAUGCAGUUUAUGAAACAUUGCCAGAAUCCAUUUCUCCUGGCUCUUUUUCAGCAUGUUUUGAUUUUGUUUCAGUGCAAGCUACAUUUGAUGUAUGUCAAAAGUAUGUUGAACCAAAGGGUGUAAUUAUGCCCGUGGGACUCGGUGCUCCUAAUUUAUCGUUUAAUUUGGGAGAUUUGGCAUUGAGAGAAAUUCGAAUCUUGGGUAGUUUUUGGGGAACUACUAAUGAUUUGGAUGAUGUUUUGAAAUUGGUUAGUGAAGGUAAAGUUAAACCCGUUGUGAGAAGUGCCAAAUUGAAGGAAUUGCCAGAGUAUAUUGAAAAAUUGAGAAACAAUGCUUAUGAAGGUAGAGUUGUUUUUAAUCCAUAG